CAGGAAAAGCUGGCAGAAAACAGCAUCAAGUCUCCUCCUGUGCAGUCACUUGCACAACUGUCCAGGUUGUGGCCACUCGGGUGUCAUCCUUCAGUCUGCUCCCUGCCCCCCUUGUUUGUGAGUCCAUUCGAUUCCGGGUCUCUGGUCUGGAGGGAGAGUUCCUGACUGGCUACACAGCCACCCAGCGGCUCAGAGGCUGCCGAGAUCCCUAGAAGUGACGGUGAGGUCGCUGGCUUGUGGACUAUGGCUUUCCCUGUGGGAUUUGGAUGGGGAGCAGCCACUGCAGCCUACCAAGUAGAAGGAGGCUGGGCUGCAGAUGGAAGAGGCCCUUGUGUCUGGGACACAUUCACCCAUCAGGGAGGAGAGAGAGUUUUCCAGAACCAGACUGGUGAUGUCGCUUGUGGCAGCUACACUCUGUGGGAGGAAGAUUUGAAAUGUAUCAAACAGCUUGGAUUGACUCAUUACCGCUUUUCUCUUUCCUGGUCACGUCUGUUACCUGAUGGGACGACAGGUUUCAUCAACCAGAAAGGGAUUGACUAUUACAACAAGAUCAUUGACGAUUUGUUGGCAAAUGGGGUUAUACCCAUAGUGGCUAUCUACCACUUCGACCUGCCUCAGGCUUUAGAAGACCAAGGAGGUUGGCUAUCAGAGACAAUCAUUGAGGCCUUUGACAGAUAUGCUCAGUUUUGUUUCCGUACUUUUGGAGAUCGAGUGAAGAAGUGGAUCACCAUCAAUGAGCCCAAUAUUCUUGCAGUCCUGGCAUAUGACAUGGGACUCUUUGCUCCUGGUGUGCCUCACAUUGGGACUGGAGGUUACCAGGCAGCUCACAAUCUGAUUAAGGCGCAUGCCAGAUCCUGGCACAGCUAUGAUUCUUUAUUCCGAAAAGAACAAAAAGGUAUGGUUUCCUUAUCAUUAUUUUGUUGCUGGUUAGAACCAGCAGAUCCCAAUUCAGUGCCUGACCAGGAAGCUGUGAAAAGAGCAAUGUGUUUCCAGUUGGAUUUCUUUGCUAAACCCAUAUUCAUUGAUGGUGAUUAUCCCAAACUCAUCAAGACCCAGAUUGCCUCCAUGAGUAAAAAGCAAGGCUAUCCAACAUCUAGACUUCCCGAAUUCACAGAGGAAGAGAAGAAAAUGAUCAAAGGCACUGCCGAUUUCUUUGCUGUGCAGUAUUACACAACUCGCUUAGUCAAGCACCAAGAGAACAAGAAAGGAGAACUAGGCUUUCUUCAGGACGUAGAGAUCAAGUUUUUCCCCAGUCCCUGUUGGCAGGGUGUGGGUUGGAUCUACGUGGUACCAUGGGGGAUAUGCAAGCUCCUGAAGUAUAUUAAGGAUACGUAUAAUAACCCUGUAAUUUACAUCACAGAAAAUGGGUUUCCUCAGUGUGACCCCCCAUCUCUUGAUGACACUCAACGCUGGGAGUAUUUCAGACAGACAUUUCAGCAACUGCUCAAAGGAGACUUUCUGAUGCGGCACCAUGCCAGCCCAUGGGAGUCUCUGUUGUGCAAACAAACAUGGGAGAAUGAGGCUACUUUCCUCAAACUUCACAUUUCCCAGGAAAUGACUGCAGACAGCAUAUAAGUCUACAACGACUUUAGAUCUACCCUGUAUUUUUGUGCUGAGCAAAUCUGACUUAAUCACAAACAGAAUUUCUACCUCUAGGAGUUUCUACAGCAUGAACAACAGUAUGAUGCAUGAGUUUGAGUGACUUAGCGUGCCCAACAGGUAGAAGAUUAAACCCAAUAAGAUUUGCACCCGGGCUCUCCAUGCAGAUUUUCUGGCUGAUAAGGCAUGGGGAAAUGAUAACUUCCUAAGAGAUAAUAUUGCAAUUGGAGAAACAAGGAAGGUAUAUAAGACUUUAGUUUUCUUUUUUUUUCCCAGGUCACAGAUGACUGUGGCAGGGCCAUGUGGUACUGCAUGAGAGAAUUAUGCACUGGUUUCUUCUGUUUUUGUUGCAAUGUUGUAUUACCCUCAAGCAUGUAUUACCCUCAAGCUUGCGGGUAAUACAUGCAUAUAUUUUAGGAGGAUUCUAUCAGGUUUCCUCUGCUAGUAGAAUUCGCUAUGAAGGCAAGUUGCCUGGGAAGGUCUCUAGCUGUGGAGGAGAACUUUGAAGCUGUAUCUGACUUUGAAGCUCUGGUGCUUCUGUAGGGACCUGGGCUGCAGAUACCCAUACACUGAAAUGCUGUCAUUCAGGUUCCUUCUGUCCACAGUGUGCAGCUUUGCAGAGAAAUGUCCUCACAGCAGACACUGCUGUGUCUUCUCUAUUGUUUAUGGAAGUGUAAUAGGGGACACAUUCUAACUUGCUUUGGAAAUAUUGACGUCAUCAUUUGUUUUGCAAAGUCUUUGUAAUUAGAUGCAAUGGGAGGCAGUCUCUAGUUGCCUAACUUUUCUUCUUGAGCUGUCCCAUGUAACCAUCAGUGAU
Perognathus longimembris pacificus (Pacific pocket mouse) is the source of this 2416-nucleotide messenger RNA. RefSeq names its product cytosolic beta-glucosidase. The record is from RefSeq and is a predicted model, not a curated record. Gene Ontology annotation, molecular function: hydrolase activity, hydrolyzing O-glycosyl compounds. Bases 244 to 1575 code for a protein of 443 amino acids. The transcript is spliced from 5 exons. Gene Ontology annotation, biological process: carbohydrate metabolic process. NCBI's taxonomy places the organism in Eukaryota, Metazoa, Chordata, Mammalia, Rodentia, Heteromyidae.